Molecule: messenger RNA, 4182 nt
Organism: Oryzias latipes (Japanese medaka)
Lineage: Eukaryota; Metazoa; Chordata; Actinopteri; Beloniformes; Adrianichthyidae
Product: zinc finger protein 516
Biological process (GO): regulation of DNA-templated transcription
Cellular component (GO): nucleus
Molecular function (GO): DNA-binding transcription factor activity, RNA polymerase II-specific; RNA polymerase II cis-regulatory region sequence-specific DNA binding
Source: RefSeq, a predicted model, not a curated record
CGCAGGACGGACAGAGCGGCGCGCGCGCGCGCAGAGAUCCUCGCGCCGCUUGUUAUUAACGUUAAUAACGUUAUCUCUCGCGUCACUCAUGUCUCAACAAGGACCGCCACUGCAGAGGAGCCGAAGACUGCGGUUCAGGUGCACCGCUGUGAUUGAAUUACACUGAAGUUCGUGGCGCUGCGGUGUUGGAGAACCAACCGUGGCCCAAAUCGGCCGUGUUUGUCAUCUGAACGAAGGCUGCCAUUGUCUCUUCUCUGACGGGACUCUUCCAGGAACGACCUGCCGCCGACCGGUCGCUAACUCCCAAGGUGGAUAUGACGUCAUCGAUUCAACAAAGUUAAAAUGAGAGAAAUGGAAUAUCAAUUUCUAUGUAGUUUCGUGAGAUCUUCAGGAUCACAAUGGAAACUAGAGCUUUCGUCCUGUUCCUGAUGCCUGCUGUGAGAACUUAGUAACGCCUGAAACAUCGAGCGAUUUAGUUAAAGGAUUUUUUUUUCCAAAUUUGUGACGUACUGCUAAAAGUGAUGGGGACGGAAGAAAAGCAGGCGGAAUCCCAUAAACACGAACCCGGCACAAAAGCCGAUUCGGAGGAAGACAUGCCGUCGUGCCACACCUGCGGUGUGUGCGGUCGCAGCUUUCCUCUGCUCAGCUCCCUGUCGCAGCACAUGAGAAGACACACCCGGGAAAAGCCGUACAAGUGUCCCUACUGUGAGCACAGGACGGCGCAAAAGGGCAGCUUGAAAGCUCACAUUAGGAGCCAUAAACUGGGGCUGUUGAACCGUAACGUCAGUGAGAAGGAGCUGGAGGCAGAGCAAGGACAGAGACGGCACGCCGACAUUGCAGAUGCGGCUGAAUUCAUCAGCACACCUGACAAAGCCCAUAAUGUCAACGGGAAGGUGAAGAAGAAACUAACCAAAAAAGACAAGAGGAAAGAUGGCGCUGAGCCCGGCCCUUUUACCUGCACCAUCUGUGAGCAGGUUUUCCCCCAGUUAUUGCUCCUCAAGUCCCACAUUAAAAGGCACCAUGGUUCCCAGGAUCACGGGUGCCGCAUCUGUGGGCGCCGCUUUCGCCAAGCGUGGUUUCUACAAAGCCACAUGCGCAUUCACCGGGCUAAAGCCCAGCUGCAAGGUAACAAAGUCAACGAGCCGCCUGCUACCAUUAACGGGGUUCUCCAGGACCCAGCAUCCCUCACAAACAAACAGUGCCACUAUGAGCUCUGCGCAGGCUGCGGGAAUUUCUUCCAGGACCAAAAGACCUUGCGGAUUCACGAAAAGCUACAUAAACUCAACCAGGGCUUUUCCCAGAAUUCAACACAUGAAGCUUCUGCUGACAUUUCAGACAAAAAUGCUGAUAAGACACUUUUUUUGGAAAGCCUGCACCUCAAAUGUGCUGAGCACAAGGGCAGAACGGAGGAGAAAAGCGUCGCCAAGAGAAUUCCUGAACUGGACCCAGUUUGCAGUUACCAAGCAUGGCAGUUAGCCACCAGGGGGCGACUGGUGGAGGCCUCGGAGAAAUGCUUCGGCUGGGAGGAGAGACUGGCGGAUGCAGAGGUAGCUUAUGACACAGAGAAGGGAGAAUAUGUUCCCCUGAAACAGGAGAAGAAGAGGAAACAGAACGACGCCUCCAACUCCAGUGUGAAGAAGAGGAAGUGUGACUCAGGCCUGGAGCCAAAUAUAGGCAACAGUAAAAGUGGAGACAAGAAGGUUUGCCAGAAGGAGCGGAUUGUCUUAAAUGGGCUUGGUCAUGCGUUUUAUGAAGCUCUACAAACGAAGAAGAUUAAAGAGGUUCAUGUUUCAUUCAAGGUCACUGGUGAAGACAAAGAAGGUCAAAAGUCCUACUCUUGUGAGCACUGUGAUUUCCACACCGCUGAAGCUUCCCUACUCAGGUCUCAUCAGCACACUCAGCAUUUGGGUUUCUCCAGCAAACAGAGCCCCGUUUUGAACAACGUGAGCAGAAGUAGCUCCAAAUCCUCCAAAUACAUGGAUUACCUCAGGAGCAGGAGCGUGUUGCUCAGUCAGCCAUAUUGGAAUAUUUGCACGUAUCUUCCUGAUCAGGACACAAUAAAGGCAAACGUCAAGGUAACGGGCGAUGGAGACGUUGCUGCUGAUGGUGUCAGUCUUCUGAAUCUCUCUUUAUCAGUGAGCGGGGACAAGUGUAGCAUGAACUGUCCAGUAAAAGCUGAGGACCUUGUGAGGCAUCAGUGCCCAUACUGUUCCCACAACACUAACUAUCCAGAAGUUCUGUGGAUCCAUCAGCGCGUUUCCCACAAAGUGGACAGCAAAAGCUCGGCAGCACCAAAGUGGGCCCCAUGCAUGAACAGCAUCAAGAGCUCAAAAGCUGGAGCGUGUCAGUGGAGACGUACAGGACCGCCGCCUUUCCUCGAAGGCAAAGAUUGCCCAUCUUUACCCGGGCCACGAACACAACGCACCUUACCCCCAGGAGUCACAAGCCAAGGCAGCAGCAAGCACUUAACGACAAAGUCCAAGCCCCAUUUGAAAGAUUCCUGCCCUCUUGAUGGGAUUCAGCCCUGUGGGAAGGUGUGCCUUCAACCUCAAAGGAAGUCCGGUGAACAAAAGCGAGCAACAGAGGGUAGAGGCAAAGGCUCCAGUCCGCAGGAUACGUUGUCAGACAGCUCUAGUCGAGCCAAAAGUGUCCCUAAUUUACAGCCUACCAGCAGCUUGAAACACAGAGGAAACAUGGCUCCAGAGGAAGGGAUCUUCCCACAGGAGGGGUUAGGGUUUAUGUUGGCAAAAAACCACAGCGGGACUUCUUCAAACACAGACAGACACUACACUCGCAGAAAGUCGUGUGAAUUUUCGUCAGGUCUAAAGGCUCCAGAUCUUUGGUCGACCAUGAACAUGUGGAGGCUGUCAGGAGGCAAGACAUAUUUAGACCCACUUCUGUUUGCUCAGGGAAAUAGUGAAUCAACAGGAGAAAGGCCAGCAGACAUGGACAUUUUCAGCCUCCUGAAGAGCUACAGUCCCCAUGAUCUGGCAGCUCUUUAUCAACACUGGGGCUUCAUAGAUCCACGACUUGAUCCACAAGCAAUGAUGCAGCUGAAUGGAAGUUUUGGGAAUGAAGUCCAGUCUGCCUCCGAAGGUUCUAAACAAAUGAACAGCCACUCCUCCUCUUCAUCCUCAGGGUCUCACCAUAAAGGCACGUGAAGCAUCCCUCUUCACCCGCUGGCACUUGCUCGGACAAUCCUGACGGCUAAAAACAAAGAGGUGUGGAAGUCUUGGUCCUGAGGACAGAAGCACUGAACAAUUGCACAACAUUUGCAAAGAAAUGUGAAGAGCCUUUUUUAAUUUGUUACAUUUGGAAUGCAUUCUUUUUGUUUGAUGAAGGCAGAUGUUUGCUAGCAAACUCCCAGAGAGGUUUCAGGACGUUUGAUGGAAAAAAGGCCGAAUUUUGGUUUGAGAGAACCCCAGCUCAGGCAGACAUGAAAUGUGAAGGAGUGUUAAGGCGGAUUUCCUUAGCUGAAACUACAGAAUAUAAAUGUUUGUUAGCAGCUUAUAUAUCAGUUAGCUCAUUUUAUUCUAGUAAACACUUAUUUUCUUUGUUGUUAUUGUACGUUUUCAUCGUCGUUUAGCACAUUUAAAAUUACAGAUGGAGUUUUUUUAACUCUCUUACAGAAGGUUGAGUUCCGUCGAGUUCAUGCAGAUUCAGCGAGGUUAAGUCCUUUGUGCCGUCCCGUCUUUUAUCGUUUUUUAUCUGAAGCACUAGGAAUGGAACAAAACAGUCCAUUUCUGUCCAAUUUGAUGUUGUUUGGCAUAUUGCAUCCACUGUAAGUCGCAUGGCUUGUGCUGUUAGUGGAAUAUCCUUACAUUUUCCAUGGUUUUGAACUGCUACGUUGAAGCUGUGACUCUGAGAGGGGCCUCGGCGCAAUCCUGAAGGAUGUCUUGCAUGGUUUUCUUGCGGCUGUGUUGUGCCGUGCCAAGAACCAAAGCUCCUGGCUGAGAUGCCUUAACCAGUGCUGCUGAAGGGAACCCUGACGGAGUUGCUGCUGCUGCCGGCGCCGCUACCGCUGCUGCUGCUGCUGCCGCCAUCUCAUUUGUGAAGGGACUUUGGAUUUUAACACCCAGACUAUUAACCUAACUCAGACUGAUGUCAUUUCCUGUGUCUUCCCGUGUCAGGAGAAAUGAAUUUUUUGGAAAAGUGACUCCCACUGUAGAAAAUGUUCUUUUU